Messenger RNA from Anopheles nili, 2331 nucleotides. RefSeq lists its product as uncharacterized. The record is from RefSeq and is a predicted model, not a curated record. The transcript is spliced from 5 exons. The coding region runs from base 253 to 1596 and encodes 447 amino acids. Lineage: Eukaryota; Metazoa; Arthropoda; Insecta; Diptera; Culicidae.
UGUAGGGCUGUGAUAAAACGGCGAAAAACGCGAAACCUAAGUGUGCAAGUUUGAAUGCUGCGUGUACCUUUUCCCAGUAACCAAAACCGUGCCAAACAACCGUGUGUAUUAGUGCCGUAGUAUUAGCGUAGUGCAGCUUGCAACCACCGAUCAGUUAUUAUUCUAAGCUUUUGCUGUUCCUGCCAGUGUUUAGUUAGGAGUUUAUUAGUCUCAACGAGAACGCUUUCUGGCAAAAGCGACACAUCAGUGAAAAUGUGUAAUUGCUGCAAAUGUAUUUUCAGCUGCUGGGAAGAUUUCUACUGGAACUGCAUCGAGGAGAAAUUCUGCUUCGACGAAACGUUAGUCAACUACGAUCCAGAUGAGGACGAGCAUGUGGCCAAGAACAAGAACAAAAAUGGUUUCUAUGGCAACAUCGGCGACUCGGCGGAGAACAACAACGCGCCGAUCUGUCGGCAGCCGUCCGGUGCUGGUAUUGGUCGCAACAUGUCCAACAUCAGCUCCAAAAUCCACGAGGACGACCUACGCCGCGAGAUCCAAACCAACGUGCCGAUGCUGGCACCGGAAGUGAUGGCCAUCUUCGCUAAUUCGCAAAUUUUCCAGUCCAGCGCGCCCCCGAAGCAACCCACGUCGAAGGCGACCUCACCGACGUCGGUGAAGUUUGCCAUUUCCGAUUCCGGUUCACCGAUCGAGGUGACACCACCAACCGUAACCGGCAAGCGCUCCGUCGAUGAACCACCGGUGACCGAUGACGCCGGUGGCCGGGAGCUGAGCUCCGAUAAACUCCUGCAGCGGCUCGAAGGAAGCAUUUCAGACGAACGGGACAGCCGGAAGGUAGUGAUUCCGGCCAUCGUCGAGGAGGAGGACGGUUCGGACGACCAGUCGCAGGAGGGCGAAGUGGUGCUGCGGCCACCUCGCAACUUCUCCGAGCUGAGCCUUUCCAAAUCGCUCGUCAGUAAUAAAACGCUGAGCCAUCUGCAGGCGGAACUGCCGUACUUCUCGAUUCGGCCGGCCAGCGAAAACGACAUCUUCACGAUAUCGUCCGGCGUCGGGGGUGGCGUUGGCGGGGGUGCUGGUGGUGGCGUCGGUGCAGCCGGUGGCAGCACGUACAACUCCAUCAGCAUGACACCGGAGGUGCCUGCCAUCUCGUACUCGAAUCUGCCGAAGAACUACCUGGAGACGCCCGUCAUCGAGAAGUACCGGGAGUCGGUUAGCCUGUACUCGAUUCAGACGGCCGGGAUCAACCGACAGUCGCAGACGGACGACCUGUCGAUGCCAAGGUACUACGGCAAAUCGGAUCUGUUCGUGGCUGGCAUUGAUCGAGCGAACAGCCGCAGUGUGGAUGCGGUUGAGAGAGGUCAAUCGGAUGACGGGGGAAGUAGUGGUUCGCUGUCGCUGAGCAGUGGUUCCUUGGCGAAGGGUCGUUCGCGGAACGUGGAACGCAGCAAACGAUUGAUGAACCUGCGCACGGCGUUGCCUCCGCUGAAUCUGGGCCUCAUCCGGGGCAGUUCGGCCUCGAACUUGCGCGAUCGGCGUGAGGAUCGAGAAUCGAAGGAACGCGAUAAGUCGGCCAAGUCCAAGGAGGGCUUGCGAGUUUGACCGGAGGUGGUUACUUAAGCGGGCUUAAGUAAGCUGUUUUAUUUGUCUAAAUGCGGCAUGUUGCUUAAGUGGCGGGAGACUGAAUCCGAGUGCCAAGAUGCGAGAAAAAAAAACACAAACCAUCACCAUUAGUAAAUGAUUGUUGCGUAGCGGUGUUAGAUUUAAUUUUAAACGUUUGUUGUCCUAGUUUUUUAAGAGCACGUUGGAACCUUGAAUGUCAACGUAUUCGUUCCAUUUUGUAUAGUGUCGUCUUGGGCAAAUUUCAACGAAAUAAUUCCAUAUUUAAACGUGUAAGAUACGCUACAAUAAGUACUGGUAUUAAAUACUUCAAAACAUUAUGCUGGCAAAAUCCGAAGGAUGGUUAAAUCAAUAUUUUAUCAGUAUUUUAAACGUUGGACAUGAAAAAAGAAAGAGAGAAGAUUGUAUCUAGGGCUAAGUCUGAUGAUAGUGUUGCAAAAAAGGGUAAAUCAGCUGAGAACAGUAAACAGCUUCAUUUAAGUUUCAUUGUUAGUUAAGUUGGCCAGAAAAGAAAUGCGAGCUAAGCUGUUGGUCGUUGCCUCAAUAAAUGGGGCAAGAACGGGACAACGUGUCCGGGGAUACCCCGGUGUUUCACGCCGUGCUUACUGCAUAGCCGUGCCCUACUACUUUUGACAUUUGCCUGGUCAGAUAGCGGUCGUUUGACUGGAACGAAAGUGAACUGAAGGUUUGAAUAAAUAAAAAUACUGAGAAAGAAGU